UCUGUGAAAUGAAGAUCGGAAAGUGUAGCAAGCUUCGCACAAAUAACACAGCUCAUUUAUGAUAUUUGGUUCAUCACGAGGAUUGUCGGUUGACAGAAUGACGUGGAAAACAAAAAGAAAGAAAGACCUUAUGGUUUUCGCAACGUCAUAGAGUGCCACGUUUCUUGUCCGGGAACUUUCGGCCUCGAGAUCUUAAAUUUGGCCUUUUUUUCGCAAAUUCUAAUCUGACCAUAAAUAAAUAAAUAAUGCCGCGAAUAUACACUCCUCCAAGUGUAUCACCGCCGUUAAUUUGCUUUACUAUAUGUCAGUACAGUUUCUUCUUAUUGUUCAGGAAGACACUAGACGAUUUUGAGCAUUUCUGGAGAGACCAUAUUUUCUUGAAGUAUAGAGGAGGGUUUUCUGUAUUAAAAGGAUCGGAACUGAGUGGUCUGGAUCCGGAUUUUUAUGUGGAGCCAUUGGUUCCAUUUGCACAUUUCCUAAUGGGAAUCGGAGAGCUGGACCAUACUUGACCACGCCCACUUUAAUCUUGGGAAUGUGGCAUUGUUUUACUUCAAUGUAUUAAAAAUUGUGCUGUUUUGUAUUUGAAUGAGAUUGCAAUCAUUUCCUUCAACUAAUUCAUUUAAUUGUUUCUUGCCCCUGGAAAUUGAUCUUUGUAGUUGAGCAUCUUGGGCUCCCGCGCUUAUUUCUUCAUGUACUAGCUGCUAAUGACUAUUACAAUAUGAAAGUGAUUGACUAUAGCCCCGCUGCUGCAAUAUCAAUAAAUAUAGACAUCAAUAUUUCCAAUAUCGGCCAAAUAAAUUGUCGUAGAAGUUUGGAAAUCUGAAAUGGUGUCAGUCAGAAAUGGUAAUGAAUCUGAGAGAAGUCGGAAGUUGUUGCUUGGAAUAGGUUUCUGGGUGCAGGGGUUAAGGUGCUUUCCAUGGAUGGGCGUCAACUUUUUCCUCAAGGAUGGGAUGAGAGUGGACCCCUCCACUCUCCAGAUCCUGCAGAACUCCGCCAAUCUGCCCAUGGUUGCUAAGCCUUUUUACGGCAUCCUCUCUGAUUCCUUCUACAUCUUUGGCCAACACCGUGUCCCUUACAUCGCCCUAGGAGCAUUUUUACAAGCAGUGUCAUGGGUAACUAUUGCACUUUUUGCCAAAUCAGACAUCUCAUUUCUGUCAAUCACUUUUUACCUUCUGCUUGGGAAUCUGGGUGCUUCAAUAGUCGAAGUUGCCAAUGAUGCCAUUGUUGCCGAGACUGGGAAACAGCUGGCCUUGUCCAAGAACUCGAAACCAUCUUCCUCAGGUGAACUUCAGUCGUUCGUUUGGAUGGCCUCGUCUGUUGGUGGAGUUAUGGGAAAUCUAAUUGGUGGAAUUGCUAUUGAUAAAUUCUCAACGCAACUGAUGUUCCUCAUGUAUGGCAUUCUUCUUUCUUUACAGUUCUCAAUAACACUAUUUAUUCGUGAAAGCUCUUUAGACCUUCCCAAAAGCCCGUCCCAAGUAGGUUUUAGAAAGCAAUUAUCCGAGCUCUUGGUUGCUUUAAAGAAGCCAACGAUCUAUUACUCUAUAAUCUGGUUUGCUAUGUCCUAUGCCGUAAUCCCAGCCCUUACUGGGACAAUGUUUUACUAUCAAACCCAACAUUUGAAGAUUGAGUCGUCACUUCUGGGGAUAUCGAAGGUGUUUGGGCAAGCAGCUAUGCUGCUCUGGGGUGUUGUAUAUAAUCGCCACCUCAAAUCGGUUCCACCCAGAAAAUUAAUCGCAGCUGUUCAGAUCUCUAUGGCUAUUUUCAUAAUAUCAGAUGUUUUGUUUGUGAAUGGUGUGUACAGGAGUAUGGGCAUCCCUGACUCGCUCUAUGUCGUGGUUUUCUCGGGAUUUCUGGAGGUUUUAUACUUCUUCAAGAUUCUACCUUUCAAUGUUUUGAUGGCGCAGCUUUGCCCACCUGGGUGUGAAGGCUCAGUCAUGGCAUUUGUAAUGUCUGCUAUUGCUCUUGCUUUUAUAGUGAGUGGUUACUUAGGGGUGGCUCUCGCAUCGUAUGUUGGAGUGACUGGAGACGACUUCUCUGGCUUGCCACGUGGCCUUUUGAUACAGGCUGUGUGCACACUUUUUCCCCUUUUCUGGUCAUCAUGCAUCCCAGAUGUAAAAUCUAAAGGCAAGAAGAAAGAAAACUAAGUGGUGGAUCAAUCAGCAUAGAUUGCUGUUUAAUUAGGUAUCAUAUUGCAUGGUGCAGUAUUUAGUAUUUACUGAUUCUUAUUUAUUAAUUCUUUUAUUAUCUUACCCUUUGACGGUAGAAUGAUGCGCUCGACA
This is a messenger RNA of Olea europaea var. sylvestris, 2279 nucleotides long. RefSeq names its product probable folate-biopterin transporter 7. Bases 825 to 2144 code for a protein of 439 amino acids. Lineage: Eukaryota; Viridiplantae; Streptophyta; Magnoliopsida; Lamiales; Oleaceae. The transcript has 3 exons. Gene Ontology annotation, cellular component: membrane. The record is from RefSeq and is a predicted model, not a curated record.